GUCAACAUUCCAAGCUCCUUAAAUGGGCUCAAGCAAUGGCUUCUCUCCAAGAAGACAAGCUGAAUUCUUGAAUCCCACAAACGGCAAAUAAAGUUCCUUUUAUCCAUUCUUGCUUUCUCUCAAAUUGCACUCAUCUUGCUAUAAAAUUCGCAUCUUUAUCAUUUUCCCACUGCUUUUUUUGAAUCCCAUCAAACAAUUUAUGGUAAUAUAUGUAUAUAUGGUAGAUACACAAUAUACGGAGCAUUAUAUUUACAGGGAGAGGGAGGGAUAGAGAGGGUGUGUUUGGCAGAAAGAGGAAAAUCUUUUGGAUUGACACUAGAUCUGGCUUCACAAAAGUUUCAUGAAUUCACCUGAGUUACUGUUGUGAUGGGGAUAUGCAUGAGCAACCAAAUCAAGGCUGUAGCCACUCUUUUUGUUGGUUCAGGGGUGAAUUCUAGGAAUGUUAGUGGAACUGGGACCGAGUGUAGCACUUCUAAUAGGAGACUCUCAUCGGCUUCUGCUCCACCUUCAAACAGGAGUGUGGGCGAAAUCUUGCAAUCCCCCAACCUGAAGAAUUUCUCGCUCAGUGAACUUAAAGCGGCCACCAGAAACUUUCGCCCCGAUAGUGUAGUAGGGGAAGGAGGCUUUGGUUUGGUUUUCAAAGGAUGGGUUGAUGAGCACACACUCGCGGCUGCGAAGCCUGGGUCUGGGAUUGUGAUCGCCGUUAAAAAGUUAAACCAAGAAGGCUGGCAGGGGCACAAGGAAUGGUUGACGGAGAUCAACUAUCUAGGGCUGCUACAACAUCCCAAUCUAGUGAAAUUGAUUGGUUUUUGCUUAGAGGAUGAACACAGGCUUUUGGUUUAUGAGUUCAUGUCUAAGGGUAGCACGGAGAACCAUCUAUUUAGAAGAGGUUCCUUCUAUCAACCUCUUUCUUGGGGCUUGCGAAUGAAGGUUGCUUUGGGGGCUGCAAGGGGGCUUGCCUUUCUUCACAAUGCGGAACCACAAGUCAUAUAUCGGGACUUCAAGACUUCUAAUAUCCUGCUUGACUCGACCUAUACCGCAAAACUUUCUGAUUUUGGAUUUGCCCGAGAGGGGCCAACCGAUGACAAGAGCCAUGUCUCUACUAGGGUUAUGGGAACCUAUGGAUAUGCUGCUCCCGAGUAUUUAUCUACAGGUCAUCUCACAGCCAAGAGCGAUGUAUACAGCUUCGGGGUUGUUCUUUUGGAGAUUUUAUCUGGUAAAAAAGCCAUAGACAAGAAUCGGCCUACUGGGGAACACAGUCUUGUGGAAUGGGCGAGACCCUAUCUGAGCAGCAAACGCAGAAUCUUCCGUGUUCUAGACGCCCGCAUUGAAGGUCAGUAUUCACUCGGUAAAGCUAUGAAGGUGGCUAACCUGGCACUUCAAUGCUUAUCGGGGGAACCCAAGUUGAGGCCGGACAUGGACGAGGUGGUUAAAGCUUUAGAGCAACUCCAGGACGCCAAGGACCCGGCCACAGCCGAAGAAAACAAGGCAGAGUUAACUCAGCACGGCCAUCUAAAAGGCCAGUCGAAGUCCUGCCGGGGCAGCACCCAAGCGCCUGCUCCCAUAACGGAGUAUCCCAGACCUUCAUCUUCUCCGCUUUAUACAUGAUCAAAAGGCACAGCUUUUCUUUGCUUGGAAGUGAUUCACUUCCUGAUUUUACCAAAGAUUACAGAAAGUAUAGAUAUUUUUUUUUUGACAUAGAUGUAUAGUUCUGACUUCAUUUUAUCUUCUUUUUGUGUCAAAUGUUACCACUUAACCUCAACUUUAGUAGCAGGUUAGCAAAUGCUUCUGAGUUAGUAUCUGUUCUACUUUUUUAAUCUUUUUUCAGCUCAAAGGAUUAGUGCCUCCCCCAUUGAGUUCAAUCUUGUGACCACCCAUUUGGAAUGAUAACAGAGGUGUUAUCCAUCUAAAAAAUUCUUUUCGUGCAUUUAAA
Messenger RNA from Ipomoea triloba (trilobed morning glory), 1933 nucleotides. Its product is annotated as probable serine/threonine-protein kinase PBL11. Bases 367 to 1608 code for a protein of 413 amino acids. The record is from RefSeq and is a predicted model, not a curated record. Lineage: Eukaryota; Viridiplantae; Streptophyta; Magnoliopsida; Solanales; Convolvulaceae. Gene Ontology annotation, molecular function: ATP binding; protein kinase activity. The transcript has 7 exons. Gene Ontology annotation, biological process: protein phosphorylation.